This is a messenger RNA of Hemicordylus capensis (graceful crag lizard), 3871 nucleotides long. It is a transcript of the gene NELL2, whose product is annotated as neural EGFL like 2. Bases 672 to 3197 code for a protein of 841 amino acids. Gene Ontology annotation, molecular function: protein binding; calcium ion binding. Lineage: Eukaryota; Metazoa; Chordata; Lepidosauria; Squamata; Cordylidae. The record is from RefSeq and is a predicted model, not a curated record. The transcript has 21 exons.
GAGGGAAUUGUUGCGUGGAGGGACUUGAGGCACGCGGCGAGAGAAGGGGGCGUCGAAAGCGCCUCCUUCCCGCCCACCAGCCAGCCAUCAUUGGCCCCAGCUUGCCCCCUCCUCAAAGCCGUCGACUUCUCGCCCUCUUCCGAUGCUGGUUGCGAGGAGGAGCUUGCCUGAAGCUUCAGCCGCGGCGCCGGUAGAGGCAGCAGGACCAGCUGCUGCUCCUGGUAACGGCGGCGAGGGUGGAUGGAAACGGAGCCCUGAGGGGAGCGAGAGAGAGAGUCUGGCGAGAGGGCGCGCCUCGCCUCCUGCUCCAGCCUCGCUAGCUCCAUUGUCUCUGCGCGUUCCUUCCAACAGGUUCUGACUGAGGAGAGCUCCCGGCUUCCCCGCGCUCUCACUUGGCGCCAUUCCGUGUUGCUUUCAGGAAGAGCCAAGCUUCGGGUUGCCUGCCGCUUGCUGAGCCAGCAGGGAUGAUGCUGGGGGGUUUGGGCUGAUCCGGCUUCUCGUCCUCCCGUCUGGUGGCUCCUGGUUUUCUAUCGAGGCAAGAAGAACUGGACGUUUGUGGCUGUGGAGAUUUGGCUUUUUGUUGUUGGUCUUAUCGCCUUCUGUUUUUGUUUUUUUCUGCAAAAACGCCAAAGAGGAAUAUGGACUGAUUCGCGGUCUCCUUCUCCGGCACGAUGGAAUCCCGGGUCUGCUUAAGCACCUUGUGCUUGCUCUUCUGUCUGAGCUCAGUUUUAGGAUUUGGCGUGGACCCCUCGUUGCAGAUCGACGUGCUGGGCGAGUUGCAGCUCGGGGAUUCCGUAGUUGGAGUGCUGCAGGUCCAAGGACUGCACAACGGGAGCAAAGCUUUCUUCUUCCAAGGUACUUCAAGAAGUGUCAAAGCAUCUCCAGAGAAAGCUGAACUCUUUUUCCAGAAGCUUAGAAAUAAACAUGAAUUCACAAUUUUGGUGUCACUCAAACAAGCCCGCUUAAAUUCAGGUGUAAUUUUUUCUGUUCAUCACUUAGAUUACAGGUAUUUGGAACUAGAAAGCAGCGGUCAUAGAAAUGAAAUUAGGUUGCACUAUCGUUCAGGAAGCCAUCGCUCUCAUACAGAAGUGUUUCCUUACAUUUUGGCAGAUGACAAGUGGCACAGGCUGUCUUUAGCAAUCAGUGCAUCACAUUUGAUUUUGCAUGUGGACUGCAAUAAAAUUUAUGAGAGAGUGGUGGAAAAACCCUAUAUGGAUUUACCAGUUGGCACAACAUUUUGGUUGGGACAAAGGAACAGUGCACAUGGCUACUUUAAGGGCAUAAUGCAAGAUGUGCAAUUACUUGUCAUGCCUCAAGGAUUUAUUUCUCAGUGCCCAGAUCUUAAUCGCACGUGUCCAACCUGUAAUGAUUUCCAUGGACUUGUGCAGAAAAUUAUGGAGCUACAAGAUAUUUUAGCCAAAACCUCUGCCAAGCUGUCCCAAGCUGAGCAAAGGAUGAAUAGGUUGGAUCAGUGCUAUUGUGAAAGAACCUGCACUAUGAAGGGUGCCACCUACAGGGAGUUUGAAUCUUGGACUGAUGGCUGUAAGAACUGCACUUGCAUGAAUGGUACCAUCCAAUGUGAAGCAUUGAUUUGCCCACUUUCAGAUUGCCCUUUUAAUUCUGCUCCUGCGUAUGUUGAUGGCAAGUGCUGUAAGGAAUGUCAACUGAUAUGUAUGUUUGAAGGCAAAACCUACUUUGAAGGUGAAAGAGAAACUGUACAUUCAGACUCAGGGGAUUGUAUUCUUUUUGAAUGCAAGGACUACAAAAUGCAACGUGUGGUGAAGGCAGACUGUCCUGCCUUGAACUGUCCUGAUUCUCAGCAAAUCUCCUUAUCUAACAGUUGCUGCAAAGUUUGUAAAGGCCACAACUUUUGCUCUGAAGGACACAAAUGCUUGGAGAAUUCUUUCUGCAAGAACCUUGAAGAUAGAUCUGUCUGUAGCUGCCGAGAUGGUUUUCGAGCCCUUCGAGAGGACAAUGCAUACUGUGAAGAUAUUGAUGAAUGUGCUGAAGGAAGGCAUUACUGUCGGGAGAAUACCAUGUGUGUAAAUACACCAGGAUCAUUCAUGUGCAUCUGCAAAACAGGUUACAUCAGGAUUGAUGACUACUCAUGUACAGGGGCCCUCAGUUUGUUCCCGUUAAAAAAAAUUUCAGCCAAGGUUCGAGCUCAGCCCUUGUAUGGAGCUCAACUUGAGCAUGACGAAUGCCUCACAAACCAACAGAACUGCGAUGAAAAUGCACUGUGUUUCAACACGGUGGGAGGGCAUAACUGUGUCUGUAAGCCAGGUUACACAGGAAAUGGCACUGUAUGCAAAGCCUUCUGCAAAGAUGGGUGUAGAAAUGGUGGAGCCUGUAUUGCAUCCAAUGUCUGUGCCUGUCCACAGGGAUUCACAGGGCCAAGCUGCGAGACUGACAUUGAUGAAUGUUCAGAUGGCUUUGUUCAGUGUGACAGCCGAGCUACCUGCAUUAACCUACCUGGCUGGUACCACUGUGAGUGCAGGGAUGGGUACCACGACAAUGGCAUGUUUUCGCCCAGUGGAGAGUCCUGUGAAGACAUUGAUGAAUGUGCAACUGGGAGGCACAGCUGUGCCAAUGACACAACUUGCUUUAACUUGGAUGGUGGUUAUGAUUGCCGGUGUCCCCAUGGGAAGAAUUGCACGGGAGACUGUAUCCAUGAAGGCAAGAUCAAACACAAUGGGCAGAUUUGGGUUUUGGAGAAUGAUAGGUGCUCUGUCUGCUCUUGCCAAAGUGGAUAUGUAAUGUGUCGGCGAAUGGUCUGUGAUUGUGAGAACCCCACUGUUGACCUAUUCUGCUGUCCUGAAUGUGACCCAAGGCUCAGUAGUCAGUGUCUGCACCAAAGUGGGGACAUCUUGUACAACAGUGGAGAUACUUGGGUUCAAAAUUGUCAGCAAUGCCGAUGUUUGCAGGGUGAAGUAGACUGUUGGCCCUUGCCUUGUCCAGAAAUGGAGUGUGAAUUCAGCGUACUCCCUGAGAAUGAGUGUUGCCCUCACUGUAUCACUGACCCCUGUCAGGCAGACACCAUUCGGAAUGAUAUCACCAAGACUUGUCUGGAUGAAACUAAUGUGGUGCGCUUUACUGGAUCUUCUUGGAUUAAGCAUGGCACAGAAUGCACCCUCUGCCAAUGCAAGAAUGGGCAUGUUUGUUGUUCAGUGGAUCCACAGUGCCUUCAGGAACUGUGAAGCUAAUGAUCAUCUAUUGCGGGCAGUUUCUGGUUAAAGAAUUUUCCUUCACAAAAAGACUUGUAGACCAAAAAUUGUAUAAAGCCAAAACUGAAGCAAGAUCCGUUUUGUCCAAUUAAAGUGCAGAAAUGCUUUGAAUUGAAUGAGCUGUCAGUUUCCUCGGUCCAAGUGAAAUGUGUAAGACUAGGAACAACUUCAGAUGUAUAAACCUGUGUUUGGAUGUGAAGUUCAAUUUCUGGUUUCAUUUUGUGUUUGACAUCAUUAUGUAAUAUAUUGGACUAGAGACAGAUUGACAAAUUGUGCAUAAAGAUGUCAAAACCUUCAAGCAGCUAAAAGCUUUCUGGAGCUUUGAAUAUACACUUCAUCCAUGGCCACAGAUAUAUUUUUUUUAACAUAACAGUAUUUAUGUUCUACACCAGUUUGUUUGAUUACUCACUGCAGAAUUUGCCAGAAAUCUGAAUUAAGAAGAAUCUUUGGAAAUGCAGAGUUUUGCAGCAAUGUAAAAACCUGAUUCAAUUUACUGUAAAAACAAUGCACAGGCAUGACUAAUUAAUUAAUGUUUUCUGAUGGGAGAAGUCAUCUAUAUUUCCUUGUUUGACUGCACUUAUUUCUUGAAUUUGUUCAGUAUAAGCUCGUUCUUGUGCAAAAUUUAAAUAAAUAUUUCUCUUACCUUA